Molecule: messenger RNA, 477 nt
Organism: Magnolia sinica
Lineage: Eukaryota; Viridiplantae; Streptophyta; Magnoliopsida; Magnoliales; Magnoliaceae
Exons: 1
Coding region: 1-477 (158 amino acids)
Molecular function (GO): RNA-DNA hybrid ribonuclease activity; nucleic acid binding
Source: RefSeq, a predicted model, not a curated record
AUGGACCUGUUGAAAUACUUGUUCGAAAAACCAACACUAACGGGCAGGAUCGCAAAAUGGCAGGUACUGCUUUCAGAAUUCGACAUCACAUAUUGCACCCAGAAAGCAAUCAAGGGGCAAGCACUAGCCGAUCACUUAGCAACACACUCUUUGCCUAAUUACCAACCGUUGAAGACCUUCUUUCCUGAUGAGGAUAUCCUCCUCAUUGAGGAAGAAAAAGAAAAGAAGGCAGGAGCUUGGACACUCUUCUUCGAUGGUGCCGCAAAUUCAAAAGGAAGUGGAGUAGGCACCAUACUCUACUCUCCCGAUGACGUUCCCCUUCCCAUAUCCAGAAGGCUGGCAUUCCAAUGCACCAAUAACAUAGCUAAAUAUGAAGCAUGCAUCAUCGGUCUAAAAGAAGCCAUCAUCCUCAAUGUAAAGAAGUUACGAGUCUUCAGAGACUCACAACUAAUCAUCAAUCAGAUAAAUGGCAAUUAG